Impatiens glandulifera is the source of this 1817-nucleotide messenger RNA. Its product is annotated as probable pectate lyase 12. NCBI's taxonomy places the organism in Eukaryota, Viridiplantae, Streptophyta, Magnoliopsida, Ericales, Balsaminaceae. The record is from RefSeq and is a predicted model, not a curated record. Bases 186 to 1673 code for a protein of 495 amino acids. Gene Ontology annotation, molecular function: pectate lyase activity. The transcript is spliced from 5 exons.
UUCCCCCUAACACCCAACAAACGGAGUAUCAACAGACUCUAUUUCUUCUAUAAAUCAUGGCCCUCACAAAUAAAUAGGUCUGUUUGAUGAGUUGGGUAGUCUGAGCAAGAAAAGACCUUUUUUUACAGGUUUAUCUUCUUCCCCCUAGCUCACUCCCUCUCUCUCUCACACACUCACACACACAAAUGGCCGGCCGACCCAUGAUAAGUGAUAGAACAAUGUUGCUCCGGCGAACCUGCAUUCUGCUUCUCUCACUUUUCAGUUCAUUACUUCAAACCGCCGCCGUGGAAAUGGCGGCGCCGCCCUUCAAUCUCACACUACCCGGCCAACACCCAGACCCUGAAUCCGUUGUUCAAGAUCUACAGAGAAGAGUGAACGUUUCGAUGUCGAUUAUGUCUAAAAGAAGGCGACUUUUAACAGACCGAUCGAGUUCAUGCACAACGGGUAACCCGAUAGACGAUUGUUGGCGGUGCGACCCACAUUGGCAACUAAACCGCCAGCGAUUAGCUGAUUGUUCAAUCGGGUUCGGUCAAUACGCACUAGGUGGUAAAGGUGGCCGUUACUACAUAGUAACUGACUCAUCUGACCACGACCCGGUUAACCCGAGACCAGGAACACUCCGGUACGCCGUGAUCCAGGAUGAACCUCUUUGGAUCGUUUUUUCGUCGAACAUGGCGAUCCAAUUAAAGGAAGAGUUGAUAUUUAACAGUUAUAAGACGGUUGAUGGAAGAGGGGUCGAUGUUCAUAUUACUGGCGGCGGUUGUAUAACGUUGCAAUAUAUUAGUAAUGUGAUUAUUCAUAAUAUUCAUAUUCAUCAUUGUUAUCAAUCGGGCGAAACUAAUAUAAGAUCCAGUCCGACACAUUUUGGGUGGCGAACGUUAUCCGACGGAGAUGGGAUAUCAAUAUUUGGAUCUCGAGAUAUAUGGAUAGACCAUUGUUCCCUGUCACAUUGUAAAGAUGGUCUAAUAGACGUGGUAAUGGGAUCGACGGCCAUAACAAUUUCCAACAAUUUCUUUUCUCACCAUAACGAAGUGAUGUUAUUGGGUCACAGCGACAAUUACCUGCCCGACUCCGGCAUGCAAGUGACAAUCUCCUUCAACCAUUUCGGCCGGAAUCUUAUUCAGCGUAUGCCUAGAUGUCGUCGCGGUUAUAUUCACGUAGUUAAUAAUGAUUUCACCCGUUGGGAAAUGUAUGCCAUCGGCGGUUCGGGCAAUCCCACCAUUAAUAGCCAGGGAAAUCGAUACAUUGCUCCUUCUAAUCCUUAUGCAAAGGAGGUAACAAAAAGAGUGGAAACAGCUGAGCAGAAUUGGAGGGAUUGGAAUUGGCGGAGUGAAGGAGAUAUAUUGGUUAAUGGAGCUUACUUUGUCGCAUCGGGUCAAGAAGUUGAAGUCAAGUACGAGAAGGCCUAUAGUGUUGAGCCAAAAUCGGCUUCGUUCAUCGAUCAACUAACCUUGAACGCAGGCGUCCUUGGCCACAGAACUAACAAGCUAGGGAGAUGGACUUCCGAUGGAAACAUAACAAGUGAAGAUGGUGGGGUGAUAUUAGUAUCAUCGGAAGAUGAAGAAGAUAGUGACAUAUUCGGCAGCCAUGCUUCGCCACGAGACAAUUGUUCGGUUAUGUUGUAUUGUCUUGUUGCUUUGUCUCUAUACAAAACGCUGUCAUAUCUAAGUUGAUGUUGUAGUAGCAAGAAGGGCUUUGGCGGAGAAGCAAAUUAACCCUAUGCCCUGUUUUUUUUUAUCUUGUUCUUGAGUCUGUAAUUUGUGAUAAACUUUGCAAAAUUACACUUUUGUUAAUGUGCUAAUUGGGCUUAAUUUGAA